Molecule: messenger RNA, 924 nt
Organism: Parnassius apollo (apollo)
Lineage: Eukaryota; Metazoa; Arthropoda; Insecta; Lepidoptera; Papilionidae
Source: the annotation of a GenBank genome assembly
AUGCCCCAGGCAAAAUGUCUGCCUCACGGACCGUGGACACCUCCAUGCAAUUACGACGAGGUAAACGUUUUACAAACAUUAAAAGGUGCUCUUGAAGAAAUCAAAAACUCGAAAUCGCAGUGUAGAAAGAACAUUGAUGUUAAAGAAAUAAUAAUGAAAUUGGUCAACGCCUUAGUAUACACAGCUGUUAACAACAUUAAAAAUGGAAGAUGUGGCAAAAAAAAUAUAGGUGGUAGUAAUAGUAAUGCAAUUAGCACUGGUGACAAGAAAACUCACACCACACAGGGCUACUCUGAUAAAGGACUCAUUAAUUUAGACGUACUCAACCCAAAUGAUCCCGACAAUGUAUUAAAACUUGAUAUCGCUGAUCAAGAAGUUCUCGGUAUUGGAUUGGGAGACACAGCACCUAACAGUAGCAAGGAUAUCACCAAAACCGACACCACACAAAACUAUUCUGACAAAGGUCUCAUUAAUUUAGACUUGCUUAAUUCUAAUCAUCCUGACAACGUUUUAAAAGUUGAUAUUGCUGAUCAAGAAGUCCUCGGUAUUGGAUUGGGAGGUACAGUACCUGACAGUAGCAAAGACACCACAAAACCCGACACCACACAAUACGAUUCUAACAAAGGGCUCAUUAAUUUAGACUUGCUUAACACGAAUGAUCCCGACAACGUAUUAAAACUUGAAAUUGCUGAUCAAGAAGUUCUCGGUAUUGCAUUGGGAGACACAGUACCCAACAGUAGCAAGGAUACCACCAAAACCGAAACCACACAAAACGAUUCUGACAAAGGGCUCAUUAAUUUAGACUUGCUUAAUACGAAUGAUCCUGAUAACGUAUUAAAACUUGAAAUUGCUGAUCAAGAAGUCCUCGGUGUUGGAUUGGGAGACACAGUACCAAAGACCACAAACACACACAAAACGAUCUGA